Messenger RNA from Scaptodrosophila lebanonensis, 1796 nucleotides. RefSeq names its product E3 ubiquitin-protein ligase parkin (gene park). Lineage: Eukaryota; Metazoa; Arthropoda; Insecta; Diptera; Drosophilidae. Gene Ontology annotation, biological process: regulation of apoptotic process; regulation of cellular response to oxidative stress; protein polyubiquitination. Gene Ontology annotation, molecular function: ubiquitin protein ligase activity; zinc ion binding; ubiquitin conjugating enzyme binding. Gene Ontology annotation, cellular component: cytoplasm; endoplasmic reticulum; mitochondrion. The transcript is spliced from 7 exons. The record is from RefSeq and is a predicted model, not a curated record. The coding region runs from base 108 to 1661 and encodes 517 amino acids.
GACAACAACUAUAAAAUGUUUUAAAUUUGAAUGUUUAGUCAGCAUAAACAACAGAAAAUUCGUUUUGAACACAGAACAAUUAACGCGCGGUGCACGUAAACAGGAGAAUGGCAAAAGAAGGGACUGGCGUUCUCGGUCAGCUGUCAGCCCUGCUACAGUGCUGGACAAUUGCUGUAUUUGUAUUCCUCUGUUUCCUAAUGAGUUUUAUUUUCAAAUUUCUCGGUGCACUUGUCCGUAAAAUGCUGGAGUUACUGCAGUUCGGAGGCAAAACCCUAACACACACGAUAAGUAUUUAUGUGAAAACAAAUACAGGGCGCACGUUGUCGGUCAAUUUAGAGCCUCAAUGGGACAUAAAAAAUGUCAAAGAACUCGUAGCUCCACAGCUGGGACUGCAACCAGAUGAGGUGAAGAUUAUAUUUGCUGGCAAAGAGCUGAGCGAUGCCACAACAAUUGAGGAAUGCGACUUGGGCCAGCAGAGUGUAAUUCAUGCGAUACGCACACGUCCCAAUGCGCAACGACAGCGAGUACAGUCGACGCUGGAGGAGGAGGAAGCGCCUCCACAGAACAUGGUCAUGGCUGCAGAGGAGCCUUCAAAGCCGCUAAAUGAGACAUUGCUUGACUUGCAGCUGGAAAGCGAGGAGCGUAUAAACAUUAGCGAUGAAGAACGUGUACGUGCCAAGGCUCAUUUCUUUGUCUACUGCACCCAAUGCGAUAAAUUGUGUAAAGGAAAGUUGCGGGUGCGUUGUGCGCUCUGUAAAGGUGGCGCCUUCACUGUGCACCGCGAUCCCGAGUGCUGGGAUGAUGUUUUAAAGUCACGCCGUAUACGCGGUCAUUGUGAGAGCUUGGAAAUUGCCUGUGUGGAUAAUGCGGCAGGUGAUCCGCCCUUCGCCGAGUUCUAUUUUAAGUGUGCAGAGCAUGUUUCGGGCGGUGAAAAGGAUUUUGCUGUGCCACUAAACCUAAUCAAGAACAAUAUCAAGGAUGUGCCAUGUUUGGCGUGCACAGAUGUUAGUGAUACGGUGCUGGUCUUCCCUUGCGCCUCGCAGCACGUCACCUGCAUUGAUUGUUUUCAACAUUAUUGUCGCUCUCGCCUGAACGAGCGCCAGUUUAUGCCCCAUCCGGACUAUGGCUAUACACUGCCUUGCCCUGCGGGCUGUGAACAUUCUUUCAUCGAAGAGAUACAUCACUUCAAGCUGCUGACGCGUGAGGAAUACGACCGCUAUCAACGAUUUGCUACCGAGGAGUUUGUGUUGCAGGCAGGCGGUGUGCUCUGCCCCCAGCCAGGCUGUGGCAUGGGCCUGCUGGUUGAGCCCGAGUGCAAUAAAGUGACUUGCCAGAAUGGCUGUGGCUAUGUGUUCUGUCGCAACUGCUUACAAGGCUAUCACAUUGGUGAGUGCCUGCCCAAUGGAGCGAGUGACAGCACACAGAAUUCAUGUGAAUACACUGUCGAUCCCAAUCGAGCUGCUGAGGCCCGUUGGGAGGAGGCGAGUAAUGUCACCAUCAAGGUAUCCACAAAACCCUGCCCCAAAUGCCGCACGCCCACGGAACGCGAUGGUGGCUGCAUGCAUAUGGUCUGUACACGUGCCGGGUGCGGGUUCGAAUGGUGUUGGGUUUGCCAGACUGAGUGGACGCGCGACUGCAUGGGUGCUCAUUGGUUUGGUUAGCGUUAAUACAAAAUGUCUUCUUUCGACUAUUAUUAUUGUUGACUUAUUGUAAAAAAAAUGGUAUGUUUUUAAGGCUGUCUAACUGAAAACAUACAUAAAUAUAUAUUUGGUUAAUAUUACCUAUUAAAUCAGAAA